Molecule: messenger RNA, 2556 nt
Organism: Anolis sagrei ordinatus
Lineage: Eukaryota; Metazoa; Chordata; Lepidosauria; Squamata; Anolidae
Source: RefSeq, a predicted model, not a curated record
AUGGCGACCAAGGUGGAGAUCCGCAUCAAUGGCCACCCCCCGGGGGCACUGGCCGGGGCCAGGGAGCAGCUGCUGGCGGCCACCAGGGACUACAUCUCCCACCCAAGGCUCACUUACUGGACCGUCUGCGGAGUGAAUGGACCACUGGUGGUGCUGGACAAUGUUAAGUUUGCCCAAUAUGCCGAGAUCGUCAACUUCACUCUUCCGAAUGGGACGCAGCGGAGCGGCCAGGUGCUGGAGGUGGCCGGGUCAAAGGCCAUCGUCCAGGUGUUUGAGGGCACCUCUGGGAUCGAUGCGCAGAAGACCUCUUGCGAGUUCACGGGGGACAUCCUCCGCACCCCGGUUUCCGAGGACAUGCUGGGUCGCGUCUUCAACGGUUCCGCCAAGCCGAUUGACCGGGGGCCAGUCGUGAUGGCCGAGGACUACCUGGACAUCAAUGGGCAGCCCAUUAACCCCCACGGGCGCAUCUACCCCGAGGAGAUGAUCCAGACCGGGAUUUCCCCCAUCGACGUCAUGAACAGCAUCGCCAGGGGACAGAAGAUCCCCAUCUUCUCCGCUGCGGGGCUCCCCCACAACGAGCCGGGCCACUUUUUCGUAGCAGCCGUCCAGCUCCUGGCGCAGGGAGCGGUUCUCCUCGGAGAGGAUCUCCACCAUCUGCUGCGCCCGAGAGACGAUGGCGAAGGGGUCCACCGGCACCGGCUGGUAUGGGGAGGGCGCUGGUGGGGGCCGCGGGAGCCCCGAGUACGAGUCCCCUGGCUGGUGGUGCUGCUGCUGGUGGUGUUGCUGUUGGUGGUGGUGUUGUUGCUGCUGCUGGUGGCAGAGGCGGAAGAGGUCUCCCUGGUGGAGCUGGCCCGCGAGGAAGAGGGGCUGGGCACCGGGGGGUGGGCUGACCCUUUGCACAGUGGGUCGCCCUUCAGUCCUCACCUUCGGGUUGGAGACCCCCGUGACGUAGAAAGCGGCCCCAACACUGGCGUGGGGCUGGCCACGGAAGUACUGCGACUGGACCUUGGCUUCUUCGUAGGUGGGGAGGUCCUCGCUGUUUGGGCCUCCGCCACGCGGGGAGAGCUGCUUCUCCAUGGCGCCCACGCCGUCCAUUGGGAUCUCCUGCCCCUGCGGCUCCUGGCGUGCCACGUGGGACCCAGUUGUGUGCUCCGAGGGGCCCAGGCUUUCCCCGGGGCCCGACUGGGGUCCUGCGCCACCUGCCGCAAAAGGUGCCCCCACGUUGCCCGCUGUGGCUUGCUGAUGCAGGGCCAGCAGGGUGCGGCUGUCGCUGGGAUUGCCAUAGCGGAGCUGCUCCUGAAGCAAUUGGAAACGGAAAUCCAGCAAGUUUCGGAGGCCUACAAAAACCUGGAGAAGUCGUCCUCCAAGCGGGAAACCCUGGAAAAGGCCAUGCGGAACAAGCUGGAAGGCGAAAUCCGGAGGCUUCAUGACUUCAACCGGGAUCUCCGAGAGCGCAUGGAUACAGCCAAUAAGCAGCUGGCGGAGAAAGAAUUUGAAGGCUCUGAAGACAACCGGAAGACCAUCUCCCAGCUCUUUGCACAAAAUAAAGAGACCCAGAGGGAGAAGGAGAAGCUGGAGGUGGAGCUGGUGGGGGUCCGUUCCGCGAACGAAGACCAGCGGCGGCACAUCGAGAUCCGCGACCAGGCGCUCAACAACGCUCAGGCCAAGGUGGUCAAGCUGGAGGAAGAGGUCUCGGCCGCCCGAGAGGAGGUCCCCGGCCGGAGGGGCUUCCCGGGCUACAUGUACACUGACUUGGCCACCAUCUACGAGCGCGCCGGUCGCGUGGAGGGCCGCAACGGCUCCAUCACCCAGAUCCCCAUCCUGACCAUGCCCAACGACGAUAUCACCCACCCUAUUCCGGACUUGACGGGUUUCAUCACCGAAGGGCAGAUCUAUGUGGACAGGCAGCUGCACAACAGACAGAUCUACCCUCCCAUCAACGUCCUGCCGUCUCUCUCGCGUCUGAUGAAGUCGGCCAUCGGGGAGGGCAUGACCCGGAAGGACCACGGAGACGUCUCCAACCAGCUGUACGCCUGCUACGCCAUCGGGAAGGACGUCCAAGCCAUGAAAGCCGUGGUGGGAGAGGAAGCCCUCUCGGCAGAUGACCUGCUCUACCUGGAGUUCCUGCAGAAGUUUGAGAAGCAGUUCAUUGCCCAAGGGGCCUAUGAGAACCGGACCAUCUUUGAGUCACUGGACAUCGGCUGGCAGCUGCUCCGCAUUUUCCCCAAAGAGCUGCUGAAGCGCAUCCCGGAGAACAUCCUUGCGGAAUACUAUCCCCGAGAGGCAAAGGGCCAGAGCGGCUCCGACACCGCUUUCUGAGGUCUAUUUACACAAGAGGAGGAAGGAGGCCGAGCAUCCGGAUCCAUGCGCAAAUGGGAUGGCCCUCCCUCCAAGUGUUUUGGACUUCAACUCCCACAAUUCCUAACAGCGGUAGUGUUCCACUCCAGGUCAGGAAGAGCCCUCUGACUUUAAAACACACUACACGAAGAGUGAAGAAACAAAUCUUCUUUUCUUGAAGCUUACAAAAUAGCCAGAAGAAAUAAAUGCUUGUAAGAA